This is a messenger RNA of Mycena citricolor, 766 nucleotides long. The record is from the annotation of a GenBank genome assembly. Lineage: Eukaryota; Fungi; Basidiomycota; Agaricomycetes; Agaricales; Mycenaceae.
CACCUACCACACUCCCGCAUCCCUGUUCUCAGUGCUCCACCCAGCUUUAUAGUAUCCUCCUUCUGUCUGUCCUUCCCUCCCAUUCGCCAUGAUCUUCUCCGUCAUCGUCUCCUUCCUCGCUCUGGUCGGCUCUGCCGCUAGCACGCCCAUCAUCAAACCCCAGGAACUCAUCGUCAUCAGACCCCAUAUCACCUCGCCCACUGAGGCAGUCAAAUGGGCUCCUGGGUCCGUCCAAAACAUCACUUGGGAAACCGACCAGAUCCCGCCCAAUCUAAUGAACUCACAUGGCUCGAUGCUCCUCGGUUACAUCACGAGAUAUACCGACGACGACGGUGUGCGGCGCACGAACGAGAACCUAAACCUCUCUGUUCCUCUGGCCACGAACUUUACCAUCGGAAAGGGAUGGCACACCAUCACUGUCCCUGAUGUGCCGCCUCGGGACAGUUACAUUGUUGCUCUCUUGGGCGAUUCGGGUAACAUCUCCCCGCAAUUCAAGAUCCGCGCAUGAUUUACUCCACUCGCGAUUCGUGCUCCACCUCCCCACCUUCCCGUCCACGUCUUGACCUAUGACACUCAGCCAUCCAUUCGCUUUGUCCGGACUCGCAUUUUUGCAUGUACUGUACUACUACUUGACCUAAUCGCUCGGCUGCAAUGCAUCAGGUUGUGUUUACUGCCGCUUCGAGUAUAUGGCGGCUUUAUGGGUCGCCCGCAAUGACCCCGCCACAUGCUUGUAUGAAUCCACCAUGAGAGCCAAGGGGAUGGCGAC